Molecule: messenger RNA, 4457 nt
Organism: Engraulis encrasicolus (European anchovy)
Lineage: Eukaryota; Metazoa; Chordata; Actinopteri; Clupeiformes; Engraulidae
Gene: tubgcp3
Product: tubulin gamma complex component 3
Exons: 22
Coding region: 112-2670 (852 amino acids)
Biological process (GO): mitotic cell cycle; microtubule nucleation; spindle assembly
Cellular component (GO): equatorial microtubule organizing center; centrosome; gamma-tubulin complex
Molecular function (GO): microtubule minus-end binding; gamma-tubulin binding
Source: RefSeq, a predicted model, not a curated record
GGUUUCGGCGGGUUCUGUUAAAAUGGCGCUGUUGCCAGGAGUGCGAAGCCAAUGGAGGAAUAACGACAGUGGAUAGAAGAACAUUUCUCGUCUUCGUCAGUCACAUACAUCAUGGCAGCACUUGAUCAGAAAUCCCCAAACGUUCUGCUGCAAAGUCUUUGCUGCAGAAUCACUGGGAAAAGCGAAGCUGAGGUCGCUCACCAGUUCCAGUACGCAGUGAGGGUUAUUGGGAGUAACUAUGCCCCCACCAUCGAGCGAGAUGAGUUCCUGGUGUCUGAAAAGAUCAAAAAGGAGUUGAUGAAGCAGCGGAGAGAGGCAGAUGCAGUGCGUUUCUCUGAACUCCAUCGCAAGCUGCAAACCCAGGGAGUGCUCAAACAAAAAUGGUCAGUCUUGUACCUGCUGUUGAGUCUUUGUGAAGACCCACGUAAACCAUCCAGUCGGGUGGGGAGCUAUGGCGCUCUGUUUGCCCAGCCCCUGCCCCGGGAUGCCCACUCCACGCCGUUCUACUGCGCGCGGCCCCAGUCGCUGCCCCUCAGCUACCCGGAGCGCGGUGUGGCCCAGAACAACACCAGCAUGGGCACCAGCGGCAUCAGCAGCCUGGGGGUGUACUCCCUCAACGGGCCCAGCCCCACGCCGCAGUCCCUGCUCAUCGGCCCCCCCAGGGGAGCUGAAAUAGGUGAAGUUGCACUGGUCCGGGACAUUUUGUAUGUCUUCCAGGGAAUCGAUGGCAAGUUUAUCAAGAUGAGCUCCCCUGAAAACUGCUACAAAAUUGACUCAAAGGUGCCCUUGUGCAAGUCGCUGCGUGACAUCAGCAGUCGUCUGGCGGAGCUGGGCUGGCUCCACAACAAGGUGCGCAAGUACACAGACUCACGCAGCCUGGACCGCGCCUUUGGCCUGGUGGGACAGAGCUUUUGUGCCUCCCUGCAUCAGGAACUCAAGGAGUACUACAGGCUUCUCUCAGUGCUGCACUCACAACUGCAGGUGGAGGAUGAGCAGGCCAUGAGCCUGGGAGUGGACAGCACACUGACACUGAGGAGGCUCCUCAUCUGGACCUACGACCCCAAGGUCCGGCUCAAAACCCUGGCCGCUCUCGUGGACUUCUGCCAAGGCAGGAAAGGGGGCGAGCUGGCGUCUGCGGUGCAUGCGUACGGCAAGACGGGCGACCCCAACAUGCGCGCCCUGGUGCAGCACAUCCUGGGCCUGGUGUCCCACCCGAUCCUCAACUUCCUCUACCGCUGGAUCUACGACGGAGAGCUGGAGGACACCUACCACGAGUUUUUCGUGGCCUCGGACCCUACGGUGAAAACGGAUCGGCUGUGGCAUGACAAGUACUCGCUAAGGAAGUCCAUGAUCCCCUCCUUCAUCACCAUGGACCAGGCCAGGAAGGUCCUGCUCAUCGGCAAGUCCAUCAACUUCCUGCAUCAGGUGUGUCACGACCGCACGCCGUCCGGAAAGAUCCCCCCGGCAUCCAAGGCCGUCGACUCGCCCAAAGACGCUGCAGAGCUCUUCACAGACCUGGAGGGGGCGUUCCAAGGCAAGAUUGACGCGGCGUACUUCGACACCAGCAAGUACCUGCUGGACGUGCUGAACAAGAACUACCAGCUGCUGGAGCACCUUCAAGCCAUGAGGAGAUACCUGCUGCUGGGCCAAGGAGAUUUCAUCAGGCAUCUCAUGGACCUACUCAAGCCAGAGUUGGCGAGGGCGGCCACCACCCUCUAUCAGCACAACCUGACGGGUAUCCUGGAGACCGCCGUGAGAGCCACCAACGCCCAGUUCGACAGCCCCGAGAUCCUCAAGAGACUGGACGUACGACUACUGGAGGUGUCGCCAGGAGACACGGGGUGGGAUGUCUUCAGUCUGGACUACCAUGUUGAAGGACCCAUAGCUACGGUGUUCACGCGUGAGUGUAUGAGCCACUACCUGCGGGUCUUCAACUUCCUGUGGCGUGCCAAGCGCAUGGAGUACAUCCUCACCGACAUCUGGAAGGGACAGAUGUGCAACGCCAAGCUGCUCAAGACCAUGCCUGAGUUGUCAGGUGAGCUGCACCAGUGCCACAUCUUGGCCUCGGAGAUGGUCCACUUCAUCCACCAGAUGCAGUACUACAUCACCUUUGAGGUGUUGGAGUGUUCGUGGGAUGAGUUGUGGAAUAAAGUGCAGCAGGCUCAGGAUCUGGACCACAUCAUCGCAGCCCACGACGUCUUCUUAGACACAGUCAUCACGCGCUGCCUCCUGGACACCAACAACAGGUCGCUGUUGAACCAGCUGCGGGCCAUCUUUGACCAGAUCAUCGAGUUCCAGACGACUCAGGACUCCCUCUACCGCUCAGCUCUGGAGGAGCUACAGCUACGCAUGCAGUUUGAGGAGCGCAAGAGGCAGCGCGAGAAGGAGGGUGAGUGGGGCGUGACGGCAGAGGAGGAGGCUGCUGAGAACAAGCGGAUUCAGGAGUUCCAGGAGUUCCAUGCCAAGAUGCGCUCGGAGCUGAGGAUCCUCUCCUACUCUUACCAGGGGAUAGUCCAGCAGUUCCUGGUUCUCCUCAUGACCAGUUCGGACGAGAGCCUGCAGUUCCUCAGCUUCCGGCUGGACUUCAACGAGCACUACAAGGCGCGAGACCCACGCCUGCGCAACUCCCUGGGCGCCACAAGGGGGCGACGAAGCUCCAACAUAUUAUGAAUCAAAACGGCGGGCCUCACCCACCAGGCCAAACCAAAUCACAGUACAUUAGUAUGGACACCCAGGUUCCUAUUCAAUCAGUUGUAAACAGAUUUGAAGGAUUUUUCAACUGUUGAUUUUGCAACCAAAAGACAGGAUUUCCUGUUUGGAAUUCCCCAUCAGAAACGUCUACACUACGGGAUGAUUUGCGUUUCGCAUAGUCAACCAUUGAUGUUCAUUCAAGGAGCAUUACCCCUCCCUCCGUAUGAUGAUGAUGGUGACAACCUUAAUUUAUGUACUCAUUGAAACAAACUGGGGUAGUCAACGCAACAUCUACUGAUCUACAUCUAUUGGCAAUUCCAACCAGGAAAAACAGUUCUCGAGAGUUGAAAAUGCCUCAAACCCGUUGAACCUGUUGCUGUCUCCUUACAAUGUAGAGUGAUUGGGUCAAACAAUCAUUAUGAAACUCCUCACGGCCUUCUUCACAAAUAGAGGAAUAUAAAGAUAUUAUAGAGAAGAAGAAGAAAAAAAGAAUUCGCAGCCUUCCCCCCCACACCAUUGCCAAAUAAAUGAAAAGGUGUACACAGAGGGAAAAAAAAAAUAUCGCUUCAAGGGAAGAGUGUGUGUUAAAAAAAACGUGUGUGUAGAAGCAGUGGAACAAGGUCACAGAUCUGCAUAGUGUGUCGCGGUUGUCAGUACAGCUUGCGUGUUUUUUCAUAUUGUGUGAAUUGAAGUUUACAUAAUUAUUUAAGUGAUCUGCUUUUGUACAUUAUUCUGUUGUGUGUGUGUGUGUGUGCGCGCGUGUGUGUGGUACUGUUUUCUUUUGUUUGUUUUUGUUUUGUUUCUUCUGCAUGUUGAGUUCAGACGUCAUGAAAUGCAGAUACAAGAAAGAGCUAACUUUUCAAAGAUGCUUCAGCCUUAAUGCAUACAAUACCGUUAUUUCACUUAUUUAAUUGUUUUGCAUUUUGCAGAAUUUUCUUGUGCCCCUUUCAUUCCUUUUCUGUUUUGCGAUCUGUGGCCUUUUGUUUUCUUUUAAAGCGUAAACAAGCCGUACUGAAUGACCACUUCCCUCCAUCCCACGUCAUAGCUGAGAAGGGUGAACUCCUCUAUUUUGCACUUGCCGCCUUUUUUCACAAAACGGAGGUUACCCUCAUCUUAUUAUGUGGCCAUGCCUCAACACAAAAAAAAAACCUAAAACAAGCUUGGCGCGGGUAUUGUAGCCACCUCUGUUUUUUUUUAAGGUGACGCAAAAAGGAGAUGGCAUCAUGAACCUGCACUCCUGCAGGCUGUGCAGUUCUCCCCAGUCGAGUUUUCAAUGCCAUUCUAAUUUCCACGUGGCUCCACCUUAAAUGCCAUCCCUCCAUCACUACUCACCCAUGAGUGCGUCUUAAUAUGCGACCUUGCCUCCUCCACUUGCGCUUGUCUCCUUGCCCCGCCUCCUGGCCCCUCCUCCGUGGAGAAAACGAUAAAGUUUCCCAGCUGUCAGCCUAGCCACAACAACUUUUGAGGGACUGUUUUUCAUUCACCAUAACAAUUGCAAACGAGAAAAAGACUCUACAAUUGAGCUUUUGCAAGAUAUUGAAAUAUAAUGCUGUUGUCAGUGAUGUCAUCAUGACGAGAAGCGAGUGGAGGAGGCAAGGUCACAUAUUGGGAUGCACCCCUUAUCUUAUAGGGGAACGGGGAGAGGAAGUGUCCCUCUCUUGUACCCCACUCCCAUCACUGUAUAGCACAGAUUUAUAGUUUAAGUAUAUGAUGUAAGCAAACACAUUGUCAUUUUUGUCUUUAAUAAAUAAACCUUUUUUUACAAC